AUGAGAGACACUCAAGGCCACAGUUGCAAGACGUUGCACAUGUGUGAGCUGGUCGCCCAUAGUUUCUUCGCUGUCCUGGGCGACAAAGUUGCCAUUCGAGCCACCGUUCAGAAGUAUUCCGAACUUUCUCCUUGGUCAUCCUCUGGAGCGACGAGUGGGACGGAUCUCCUUUUAGCCACACAAGCAAGCGCCUGUGGACCAUAUACCAAAGGAAGAUGUCUCAUGUCCUCGCUCAGCCUCGCUCGGUCACCCUGCCCAACUUCACCUAUUGUCGAGGCUGCACUUCUUCCGUUUCCAAUUGCACAAUCCUAUAACUCCUACAAGAGUAUCCAUCAAGAUUGUUUGACUCAGGAUACUGGCUGUAAGAAAUUGCACUGGUUACUCGAGAAUAUCGCGAUCUGCAAUGUACGACAAUCUUGGCUUCAAUUUUAG
Molecule: messenger RNA, 432 nt
Organism: Puccinia graminis f. sp. tritici CRL 75-36-700-3
Lineage: Eukaryota; Fungi; Basidiomycota; Pucciniomycetes; Pucciniales; Pucciniaceae
Exons: 1
Coding region: 1-432 (143 amino acids)
Source: RefSeq, a predicted model, not a curated record